AUACGUCAUUGCAUACUAUCUAGUUUACGUAUCGAUUGAUAUAUGCAUUAUUCGGAACACCAACAUUUGCCCCUUCUCAAAUGCAAUACCAAUCCUUUCAUUGACCAGAAUUAUCGAAUAUAACUAAACAAUUUAUCAACUACACCCAGAAUCCAAAAAUUGUCUCUGACAGAAACAACACAGCACAGCUAACAUGUCAUCCACCAUCUCCACAAGCGUUGGUAAACAACCCGCAGACCCUUACAAGUCCAAAAACUUCGAUCUCAGCGCACCUCUCAAAGAGAAAGUUGAGGAUCUUGUGAAAUUCAUCCAAGAUACUAAAUAUGGCAUGCUCACCACCAAGGCAUCGGAUAGUGACCUACUUUCAUCGCGCGCAAUGGCCCUUGCUGGAACUGAAAAUGGUGGUAUUGAUUUAAUCUUCCACACAAACCUCCACUCUGCCAAAGCCAUAGAUCUCACCGUGCAUCCCACCGAGACGAACAUGUCAUUCCUCAACAUCGCCACUGGCGAAUGGGCAUCUAUCUCCGGAACUGCAUCAAUUCUCGCAGGCGAGGAGAUCGUCCAGAAAUUCUAUUCUCCAGCCCUGCAAACAUGGCUAGGUGAUUUGGGUGAUGGGGUGCAUGACGCUAGCCCAUCGGACCCGAGAAUCGGUGUUAUUAGGGUAGAGGCGAAAUCGGCGAUUCAUGUGUUUCCGCGUAAGGGCCUGGUCGGAAGAGCGGUAGAUACGGGCAAAGCGAUUGCGAAGGGCGAGGUUCCACAGAUUAACAAAAUCCGGGAGUUGAGUACCGAUGAGCUGGCUCAAUGGCGGAACACACAUAAAGAAUAGGUUUUUACUACAGAGUAUAAGAAAUUGGAGGAUAUUCAUGUAACUGGUAAUAUAUUGGUUGUAUUGAACCAUUAGCAUAAAUCAUUCCCUGCCUGGGGGUAUCUCAAUCGACUUCGCUAAAAAAGAAUU
This is a messenger RNA of Talaromyces proteolyticus, 955 nucleotides long. RefSeq names its product blue light-inducible protein Bli-3. The coding region runs from base 194 to 826 and encodes 210 amino acids. NCBI's taxonomy places the organism in Eukaryota, Fungi, Ascomycota, Eurotiomycetes, Eurotiales, Trichocomaceae. The transcript is spliced from 3 exons. The record is from RefSeq and is a predicted model, not a curated record.